UAUUCGUGGAAAUUUGGCAACUCUCGAAUUGUUAAAUGGCGUUUUUCCUUAGCACAGCAGAAUAGCCCACCUCCCUUCCCCAUCAUGAUCUUAUGUGUAUAGACUCUGGCAUAAUAGCUGAUGAACAUAUUGAUUGUCAUAAGGCUGAGGAACUAGGUAUUAGCGGGCUAUUAAAAAUUGUUGAUAUAGACUUCGAAUCGCUGAAAUUUCAGCGGAAAAAUCGCUGCAAGCCCUUAAGUUGCCUUAAAACAUCAAUCGAAGUUGAUGGUGACGUCAUUCCUAUUGAUCCACUAUUAAUAUUGAUUAGAAUGUGCAUUGCCAAAAAAUCGGACGAUGAACUGAAAAGCUUUCUGUCCUUUGAACUUGCACCGUUUCCUCUUUCCCUGUUUACCGAAGCGGGGAUGAGGAAAACCCAAAAGUCAUCUCUUUAUGGAAAGAUUACACCUUGCUCUGCUGUUAUAAUGGAAAAGAAUGCAACGUUCGUUGUUGAUGGUGGGUUCUUGCUGCACCGUUGUGUAUGGCCUAGAAAUAGCACCUUCUUAUCUAUUUGCAAGAGCUAUGUCAAGUACGUUAAAGCGCAUUAUUCCGCUGAUUCUAUGGUCAUUUUUGAUGGAUAUCCUGAAAAUGCAAUCGAGCGAAACACGAAACAUGUAGAAAGGAUGCAAAGAGAACGAAAAAAAAUGUCCUUAGACAUACUUUUCAAUGAAAGUAUGGUACCAACCGUGUCUCAAGAAAAGUUUUUAGCCAAUAGUAAAAAUAAAAAUCGAUUAAUUAGGAUGAUGAAAAAUCAUCUCGAAGCGGAAGGUAUUCAAGUUUUGCAAGCAGUGGAAGAUGCAGACACCUUGAUCGUGAAUAAAGCAAUUGAAAAGGCGUUGGUGACUGAAAAUUUGGUGUUCAUUGUCGGUGAAGACAUAGAUCUCUUUGUCCUCUUGGCAUUCCACUCCAAAAAUAUUCAAAACGUUUUCUUUAUGAAGCCAGGCAAAGGGAAAAUGCCUCGAAAAGUGUAUAACAGAGACAGUAUUGGCAAUGAAACUAUCGCCGACAACAUUCUUUUCCUACACGCUUUCAGCGGCUGCGACACGAACUGCGCCCUUUUUGGAAAAGGCAAAAACAAAUUUCUGACUUCAUUAACAAAAAAUCCAAGCUUUACAUCAUUCAUAAAAAUAUUUAACGACGCAAACGCUACAGCUGAAAGCGUUUCCAACGCCGGUCAUAAGUUUAUACUUUAUUUGUAUGGUUACACCGGAUCUGAAGAG
Molecule: messenger RNA, 1256 nt
Organism: Bemisia tabaci
Lineage: Eukaryota; Metazoa; Arthropoda; Insecta; Hemiptera; Aleyrodidae
Source: RefSeq, a predicted model, not a curated record